AUGUUUUUGGGAAGGCUCUUCGUAGCGUUGCUACUGCUGGCCACUACUCCGCAGACGCUAGCCAUCCUCCAUACAGAACUAUUCAACUCCUCCAUAAACGACCCGCUGGUGACCCUACGCAAUGAGUGUCCCGGUGCACAGCGGGCCACAACGGAAGCGGACCUUGAGCCGCUGCUGCGGGACAACCUGGAACCAGACCUGCGCCCAUGGCGGCAGCUGGGUCGGCCCCUGACCCGCCUGGACCUGCUUAACUUCCUGCACGAGAUCGAUAGCCACUGGCUGGAGUACCGCCGCAACUUCCUGGCCGUUGUGGUCAUCCGCAACAAUGUGAUGCGCUGGUGGGCCUACCCCAAUGCGAGGGGGUGGUGCACACGGAGGGUCAAAUUCAUUGCGGAGCAGUUCCACGGCUUCGUGGCCUCCGUGGGGCUGCGUUUCCCGGACGUGGUGUACGUCAUGAACGCGUACGACAAGCCGCUGUGUGAGCGGGGGAACUGCUCCGCGCCGCUCUUCACCUUUGACAAGCGCUGGAACGCGAGUGCAUAUGCGGCAGGUUUACCGGGCAGUGCCCAUGACGACAUCCUGCACCCCGUCAUGAACCACCCUUUCGAGCAGCUGAUAGACUACCCCUGGGAUAAGAAGAUUGAGAGAGGCUUUAUGAGAGUUGGCAUCUACGGCGCCAUGGCCGCCAACUGUUCUCGUGUUCUGAUGUAUAAGGUGGCUCAGAGCCGGGCAGGGCAGGAGGUGCUGGAUGUGGGCAUCUAUCAGAACAGGCAUUGGAAGGUCAAAGUCAAGACGGUCCCCCCGGUGCCUAUGGAGCUGCACACGCGGUGGAAGUACCUGAUCAAUACGGAUGGUCAGUCAGCUAGCUGGCGCCUUGCUAAGCUACUGGCCAUGAAUAGCGCGGUGCUCAAGUACCGGUCAGACGCGAUUGAGUACUAUUACAGGUCGCUGCGGGAAGGCGAAAACUACGUCAGCUUUGACCACACCGACGUGGUUGAGGUGAUCAAGGGGCUCAAGGGCCGAGAUGCGGAGCUGAAAACCAUGGCGGCACGUAACCAGGCGUUUGCGUUUCGCUACCUGUCGCAGCUGUCACGGACACUGUAUGCCAAGGUGUCGUUUGAACGUUACAAGGGGCUAUUUUCUGACAUGGACGAGUUCCUGCACGAGAUUCCUCAGGAUUUCAGCAUGUCGUGGUUCUUGCAGCACAGGGCGAGACUGAUUGCGGCAUCGACAGGGGUUGGGCUAGGGUCCAUGCCGCCAGGGAUGCUCCGCGGCACGCACUGGGUACAGGGUCUGUGGGCCAUCUACCUGGGCAUCUCAGGCCCCCUGUUGGCCCUCGUCCUUGGACAGCACGCGGCCCUAGCAGCUGCCGCCUUCUGGACGACAGCUGACCAGGUGCCAAGCAGGCUACAGGAAACCAAAAUGAGCGGUAGACCCGAGCCUGUCCCGGAGCUUGCAGAUAGCGCGAUGGAGAGCUCAGCUGCAAUGGGGACGGAGGCGGUGGAAACGGCAGCGGCAGCGGCACCAGUAGGUGUCGGUGGUGGGCCCGCUGCUACGCCCUCGUCCGCAACCCCUACUCCGCCGUCUCUUCCCGCGGCAAUCGUGCUCGAAAUGAUGGACAGGGAAUUGCGACCUGUCCCUGCCGCCACACAACCUUACGUCACGGCUACAUCCACAACCAUUACAGCCGCAAACGGUUCCACCUCCGGUGGCGGCCCGCGGCCGUCGCCUCCUUCUUCAUUACCGUCACGGCUCCGCUCCUCGGCCGCGCUAGUCCUCCGGCCUGAUGUUCUGGUGGACCUUGCCGCGGCUGCAAGCCUGCUGACGUUAACCGGCGUGUCCCUAGCCUACGUUUACCUGGACCGCGAGUCCGCAGCUGCCAGUAGGGGCUAUCGGCGGUACUGGUGGUUCUCCAUCCUGUUGGGUCCCUCCGGCUGCUUCCUGCGCUGGUACCUGUCGCACCUUAACGGCUGGCGUGAUGGCUGGCUGCAAUACGGGACGUUCGCCGCCAACGUGCUGGGCUGUGCGCUGGUCUUCGCGUGUGAGGCGUUGCUGUUUCGGUUGGAGGGCUCGUUGGGGGAGGUACAGCGGAUGGCGCUGCAGGGGUUGAUGGUGGGUACAGCGGGAUGCCUUACCACCGUGUCAACAUACGUUGUUGAGAUCCAGAAGCUGGCUCUGUCCUCACUCCCGGCAGCGUACAAGUACUUCCUGACCAGCACAUUAGUUCCUGUAGCUCUGGGUCUGCUGGUGUACGGCGUCCCGAGAGAGGCACUUCGGUACAUGGCAGGUCGACAAUCCAUGGCUAUCGCGAUGGUGCAGCUAACAUAUGACGAUCCGCUGUAUCAGGGUCCAUCCAUGAAACGGCUUACAGAUGGAGCAACAAUAACAUCACCACCACCACCAGCAUGA
This is a messenger RNA of Volvox carteri f. nagariensis, 2409 nucleotides long. RefSeq lists its product as uncharacterized. The record is from RefSeq and is a predicted model, not a curated record. NCBI's taxonomy places the organism in Eukaryota, Viridiplantae, Chlorophyta, Chlorophyceae, Chlamydomonadales, Volvocaceae. Bases 1 to 2409 code for a protein of 802 amino acids. The transcript has 11 exons. Gene Ontology annotation, cellular component: membrane.